Oncorhynchus keta (chum salmon) is the source of this 7197-nucleotide messenger RNA. RefSeq names its product leucine-rich repeat neuronal protein 3-like. The record is from RefSeq and is a predicted model, not a curated record. The transcript has 2 exons. The coding region runs from base 701 to 2821 and encodes 706 amino acids. Lineage: Eukaryota; Metazoa; Chordata; Actinopteri; Salmoniformes; Salmonidae. Gene Ontology annotation, molecular function: protein binding.
GUCUCUGUGACAGCUGAUCGAGGGGGAGAUGCGCCGUUAACCACCGUGGAAAAGGACACGGGGGAUAGAGGCUCUUCUACCAACCAAACAGCUAUCUCUGCUUGUGGACUUUCGGUUUUCUGAUAGGGAACAACACUGGGAAGAAGGAAAAUCUGGAGCUGGUCUCUCUCCAACUGUGUAAAAAUAAUAAACCGCCGUCUAGGCUUGUCUGUUUUGCGCGCUCUCUCUCCUCCGUCUCUGGACCAGUGCGCUAGAUGGGGUUAUAGGGAAUACUUAUCGGUCGAUGGGAGAAGAUGACUAUUGCGGGUGGGAAUGGACUCAUUUGACGAUGCUGGCAGCUAGUAACAACGUUGAGAGAUGGAUGUGAUUCAUCUUCAAAAGAAAGCAGAGCGUUAAUGGAGGCUAACCCAGAUGUGCUUAGCAGGACUGUAGCUUCCUGAGGUAUAUGUUCAUUGUUAUCUACUUGGGCCUGUAUGACUGAAGUCUUGACUCCGACCCUUACGCCCAGGAGGGAAAAUUGAGCGGUUGGACGCCAGUACAACCACAGCAAAACAAAAGCCCCCUAGGAAACCCUCCCUACCAGUGGGGGGUAGUCAGUCGCUAUAGCAACAGUAACAAAUUAUUCAUUAUUUGUGAAGUUAACAGCUCAGACCACUUAAUCUACAAAGACCAAUUACUUACUGGAGGGAAUUGGGCCAAUAUGAAGGACGUGUCAUUUGUAGAUUGUUUCUUGGUGGGUCUUGCCAUGACUGCCUUUGUUCUGGCCUCCGAGGAGAGAGUCGAUUGCCCUCAGCUAUGUGUGUGUGAGAUCAGACCCUGGUUCUCUCCCAGCUCCGUGUACAUGGAGGCCCAAAUUGUUGAUUGUAAUGACUUGGGACUUUUCACUCUGUCUGGGAGAUUACCAACGGACACACAAGUGCUAUUGCUGCAGACCAACAACAUUGCAAAGAUUGAGAGACCUUUGGAUUACCUGGCCAACAUCACAGAGAUUGACUUGUCGCAAAACAACUUAUCCUCAAUGAGUGACAUCCACCUCGGGCGGCUGCCUCAGCUGCUGUCCUUGCACAUGGAAGAGAACUGGAUACGCCAGCUGCCAGAUAGCUGUCUGGCAGAGCUGGCCAACCUUCAGGAGCUUUACAUGAACCACAACCUGAUCUCCUCCAUCUCUCCCACGGCGUUCCAGGGUCUCCACAACCUCCUCCGGCUCCACCUCAACUCCAACAAGCUGCAGACGAUCAGUAGUGAGUGGUUCGACACCAUACCCAAUCUGGAAAUACUCAUGAUUGGAGAGAAUCCGAUCACCUCCAUUCAAGACAUGAACUUCAAGCCACUUCGUAAUCUCCGAAGUCUAGUUCUGACCAGGAUGAACCUAUCGCAGUUACCCGACGGCGCUCUAUCUGGCCUCGACAACUUGGAGAGCAUCUCGUUCUACGACAACACCUUCCCCGAAGUUCCCCACGCAGCUCUGAGGAACUUAAAGAACCUCAAGUUUCUGGAUCUAAACAAGAAUCCCAUAGGGAGGAUACAGCGUGGAGAUUUUGCAGACAUGCUCCACCUCAAAGAGCUGGGCAUUAACAGCAUGCCGGAACUGGUCUCUAUCGACAGCUUCGCCCUCAACAACCUCCCCGAACUGACUAAGAUCGAGGCCACCAACAACCCCAGGCUCUCUUACAUCCAUCCCAAUGCUUUCUACAAACUGCCCAGGCUGGAAACAUUGAUGCUGAAUGGGAACGCGCUCAGCGCCCUACACAGGAUUACCGUGGAGUCCCUCCCCAACCUGCGGGAGGUGAGCAUGCACAGCAACCCCAUCCGCUGCGACUGUGUGGUCCGCUGGAUGAACAUGAACAAGACCAACAUACGCUUCAUGGAACCGGAUUCACUCUUCUGCGUCGAGCCUCCCGAGUACGAGGGCCAGCAUGUCCGGCAGGUCCACUUCAGGGAGAUGACAGAGAUCUGUCUGCCUCUCAUUUCUCCUGAGAGCAUGCCCGGGCACGUCAGCGUCGACAACGGGAGUUCUGUAUCGCUCCACUGCCGGGCCUUUGCCGAACCCGAACCGGACAUCUACUGGAUCACACCUUCUGGUACCAGGGUCCUGCCCAAUACCGUUUCAGAUAAAUACUACAUGCACUCAGAGGGAACGUUUGACAUCUACGAUGUAACAGAGAACGAGGCUGGACUGUACACCUGCGUUGCCCACAAUCUGGUCGGCGCAGACCUAAAGUCAGUCUCUGUGGAGGUGGAUGGAUACUUCCCCCGACCUGCCAACGGCUCUUUGGACGUCAACAUCAAAUCAGUGGAGUCCAACUCGGUCCUGGUGGCCUGGAAAGCCGCCCAGGGUGGUCUGGCUCCUAACAUAAAGUGGUACAAGGCUUCCGACCCCAACCACCCGACCAUGGCAUUCACUGCACGCGUACCGUCUGAUGUGAAAGUGUACAAUCUCACACAUCUGACUCCCGCCACCCAGUACAAGGUGUGUGUGGACAUCCGCGGCAUCCUCUACAAACACGACACCAAAUGUGUCAAUGUCACCACAAAGGGAUUAGAGCUGGCGGCCAAGGACACUGAAAAGUGGCACGCUGCAGUAAUUGCUGUCUUUGGUGUGCUUCUCGCCGUGAUUUCAGUGGCCUGUCUGCUUAUUUAUGUGUCUCUGAGGAACCACCACCUUUGUGGGGAUUUAAGGAAAUGCCACUCCAAAGUGUCUUUGACGCAGGUGGCCGGCCUGCACUCUCCUUUUACGAGGCUGUGGAUCUCAGGGAACGGACUGCCAACUGCAGUGGAAGUGAAACCCACAGUCAUAAAUGUAUCUGACAAUGCCUUUUAAAGAACUAAACCCCCGUGGAGCUUACCACACAAUCGCAAAGAAUGGACAAAGCGUACAAAAAGGAUAAACCUGCAGUAACUGUUUAAAAAUGUGCAUCGGCUUCCUUUUAGCUUUGACUCUGACAUUCUGGAAAAAUAUACACCAUCAUUGAAUUGAGGAGUAACCGGUAGGAGGGAGACAGACCACUCUCUUGGUUACAGCAUAGUAUCUGACGUGGCGGCUUUAUAACAAUUCAAUUGCUUUAUCAAGCUAACAUCACCAGGGAGAUCGUUUUCCUUGCUAAAACACACAGUUCGACAUCCCUGGGUUCUUCACAGAGUACAGAUAGAAUAAGAGAAUAUGAUGACGAUGGUGUUCUCUCUCUUGUAAUUGACUGUUAAAUGUGUUAAGAAUAGUGGAACUGUCCUUGUGGUCCCCAAGCAAUAGCGUCCGUGCUGUACAACAUCCAUAGGUGAGAUAGAGAUGACAACUGUCUAUAACGGAGGAAUUAUGUAGUAGAAUAGACAAUAAUAAUGACUAUGGUGUAAAAAUUUUGAUGAAUAUUACCCUUUUUCUAUUUAGAAAGAGAGGAUUUUUGUUUUUUUCAAUAAAAAAUUGUUAUAUAUUCUAUCUGCUAAUGUAAACAUAAAUCCUCUGGUGUAAUAUCUGGACAGUAAACUGGUGUGAUAUUAAUAAUGACUCUCAUUAAUAACAACAUCAUUAUGCUAAAUAAAAUUAUACUGCAUAUGGGUACAGUAUAUAGAUAGGGUGUUAAAGAAAUGGUUGUUUGCAAGUGUUCGAAGAAGGAUCUAAGAAUCUUGACAAAGGCAGACCUUGAGUUGAUGGUGAGUUCAUGGUCUGAAUGUGAUUGUCUGUCCUGACAUCUCCCAGAGAGUAAUGAUUGUGGUUUCCCCACUGGGCAAAAACUGGUUAAAAUCAACAUUGUUUCCACAUAAUUUCAACAACAAAAGAUGAAAUGUGAUGACGUUGAAUCAACGUGGAAAACUGAUUGGACUGGGAAAAUGUCAUCAACAUAAAAGGGUAUUUCGUCUUUCCCCCCCCCAACUUUCAACCUAAAUCCAAUGACAUGGUGGAAUUUGUUGUUGAUUUCACGUUGAAUUCAAGUUGACAACUCAACCAAAUGAAAAUCAAAACUAGACGUUGAACUGACGUCUGUGCUCAGUGGGUUGUUAUGCCCCGGUAAGUGCCUACCACAAGAACUACACAAGAAGUACACAGGAAGUACACAAGAACUACUACAGAGAAAUAACAACAAGGCCAUGUCAUAUCUGCAGACUCACAAGCUAAUCUCAAGUACUUUUAGUGAAAAUACAUUCUUAGUAUUUUUGGCAUAUAAACAUUUUAAAAACGUUGUGUUCUUGCUUUGGGUGUAAAGUUAUAAAAGCCAUUUUUAUAUUGACUGUACUGUCUGUGAUAUCUGGGCACAACUGGGACUGAGAUAAGAAUCUGUGCUGAGGAAAAAAAUGUAAUAAACAUCAACGUUUCUUUGCAAUCAUAGGGUUAGUCCCUCUCUCCCCUUUCUUCAGAGUGCUGAAAUAAUUUUAUUAUCUCACUACAUGACAAUCAUCACACUUGAUGAAAACACUAUACAACCUUUUGUGUUCCUGACCUUUAUAUUGCCAGGAAACCUUGAUAAUGAUCACCCAGCAUUUCAUAUAAGAGCAAAAAUGCCUGUUGUAACACCAUGUGAAUAUACUGUAUCUUACGAGUUUGUAUGUAUUUUAGCUUACAUUGUUAUUCCCAGAUUACAACCCAAUACAGCCUCAUUAACUGGCUCAUUAGGAACAUGUUCAUUCUUUAGACAGAGGUCCGUGGUCUGAACAAACCCAGCAAAGUCAGUGUCACAGUCAUGUAGAGCGGAAAGACACAAUGUCCCAAUGACAACGCUCUGCAAGGGAAGUCAGCCGGUUAAAGCUCGCUCCAAAGCAGUCGGAAUCGGAAAAUCGCAUUAUAUUUGUUUCAUUAAGCAUCCGAUGCUGGAGUCCCGAACAUAAAAAUACCAGACAUGAUGAAUGUCUGUCAGGGACCGAGUGACAUGGAGGAUUUAUCAGACAGGACCUGCCUCAUACAUCACUGCAGCCUUCAGCACCAUGGACAGGGCUUUUAGAGCUCAGUCAUUUGUCACAGACAAAGGGAGCUAAGAUAUGAGCAGAGCCCCUCCGCUCAGGUAGUGGCUCAGGUCAGACUGAGCUGAACGUUGCCAGUCUGCCCGAGUCUGACGCACACAGAGGCACACACAGACUGUACAUACACUACUGUUCAAAAGUUUGGUGGUCACUUAGAAAUGUCCUUGUUUUUGAAAGAAAAGCACAUUUUUUUGUCCAUUAAAAUAACAUCAAAUUGUUCAGAAAUACAGUGUAGACAUGGUUAACGUUGUAAAUAUUUUUUUUAUGGAAUAUCUACAUAGGUGUACACAGGCUCAUUAUCAACAACCAUCACUCCUGUGUUCCAAUGUCAUGUUGUGUUAGCUAAUCCAAGUUUAUCAUUAUAAGGCUAAUUGAUCAUUAUUAAACCCUUUUGCAAUUACGUUAGCGCAGCUGAAAACUGUUGUGCUGAUUAAAUAAGCAAUGAAACUGGCCUUCUUUAGACUAGUUGAGUACGUGGAGCAUCAGCAUUUGUAGGUUAGAUUACAGGCUCAAAAUGGCCAGAAACAAAGAACUUUCUUCUGAAACUCAUCAGUCGAUUCUUGCUCUAAGAAAUUCUUGCUCUCUCUUUAAUGAUGCUGCCGGUUGAGGACUUGUGAGGCGUCUGUUUCUCAAACUAGACACUCUAAUGUACUUGUCCUCUUACUCAGUUGUGCACCGGGGCCUCCCACUCCUCUUUCUAUUCUGGUUAGAGACAGUUUGCACUGUUCUUUGAAUGGAGUAGUACACAUCGUUGUAUGAGAUCUUCAGUUUCUUGGCAAUUUCUCACAUGGAAUAGCCUUCAUUUCUCAGAACAAGAAUCGACUGACGAGUUUCAGAAGAAAGUUAUUUGUUUCUGGCCAUUUUGAGCCUGUAAUAGAACCCACAAAUGCUGAUGCUCCAGAUACUCAACUAGUCUAAAGAAGGCCAGUUUAUUUCAUUGCUUCUUUAAUCAGAAAAACAUUUUUCAGCUGUGCUAACAUAAUUGAAAAAGGGUUUUCUAGCCUUUUAAAACAAUAAACUUGGAUUAGCUAACACAACGUGCCAUUGGAACACAGGAGUGAUGGUUGCUAUAAUGGGCCUCUGUACGCCUAUGUAGAUAUUCCAUAAAAAAAUCUGCCGUUUACAGCUACAAUAGUCAUUUACAACAUUAACAAUGUCUACACUGUAUUUCUGAUCAACUUGAUGUUAUUUUAAUGGACAAAAAAUGUGCUUUUCUUUCAAAAACAAGUACAUUUCUAAGUGACCCCAAACUUUUGAACAGUAGUACACACACACACACACACACACACACACACACACACACACACACACACAUAAAUAAAUACACGCACACCUUGUGAUAUCUUUACCCUGGAGACAUCAUGAGGUGCUACUGUGGCUAAAAGCUGUGUGCUCUAUGUGCCCACAAGGAGAAUAGUGUGUUCUUAGAAGAACCAACAGCUCGUGGGGUAUUAUUAUUUUUUUUAUCACGAACCCAUGAUUUGAUUACAUCCUUGGAUGAACAGACUCAAGACUUAUCCACAAAUUUGUCUCCUCUCUCUCUCUCUCUCUCUCUCUCUCUCUCUCUCUCUCUCUCUCUCUCUCUCUCUCUCUCUCUCUCUCUCUCUCUCUCUCUCUCUCUCUCUCAGCGGGUAAGAACUCAGGUGAUAGCUUUUUCCCUGUAAUUGUACAUUCACAGCCACCUAUAUGAGAGACAUCGGGAUUUAACUUAAAUCCUACAUGAAAAGAGCCAGUGAGGUUUUUAAUCCACAGAGGGCGUAAAAAGAGAGAGAGUUUCUGAUGAAUCUUCAAAUAUUUUCUUUGAAUCACUUUCUACUAUUCUAAAAAAAAAAUCUGCAAUGCUGAGAUAUUAAAGCAUUCUCUCUGUGCACAUUUUCUUUUGUUGUCUAUGUGUAUAUUAAGGUAUUUCUGCCAGUUAUACAGUUCCAUUUAAUUAUGCAAGGAUCAUCACUACCAAUGUCAAUCUCCAUGGUGAUAGAAGCUAUUAUUAAAGAGCUCCUAUGUAAUAAAACACAUGUAUCUAACAUUUUAAGACAAAUGCAGUAAUAAUGGUUAGUUCAUAUCUGUUUUUCUUCAGUCUUUUCUUGAUUUAUAUUUAUUGCGUGUGCUGUGGGUGAUGGAAGAGGAUUUCAUAAGUAUAACAUUGUUUUAUAAAUGUAUAAAUCAAAGUAUGCGUAAUGCCAUAUGUAAUGUAGUGGUGACAGUCAGUGUGUACUACUGUGUACUAUUCAGUAAAAUAAGUAAAUCCUC